AUGAGGAAGGAAGAGACUGUGAAACUAAUCAGCGCCGAGGGCUUCGAGUUCGUGAUCCACAAAGACGCCGCCAUGGUCUCUCAGACCAUCCGAAACAUGCUCACUUCUCCAGGGAGUUUUGCUGAAACGGAACACGGCGAGGUGACGUUCCCUGAGAUCAGCACCACCAUUCUUGAGAAGAUCUGCAAGUAUUUUUACUGGAACCUUCAAUAUGCAAGUGGGAAGCAGACUGAGUUUCAUAUUGAACCUGAAUUGGUUCUGGAGUUGAUGAUGGCAGCCAAUUAUCUCCAUACAUGA
Messenger RNA from Prunus armeniaca (apricot), 297 nucleotides. NCBI's taxonomy places the organism in Eukaryota, Viridiplantae, Streptophyta, Magnoliopsida, Rosales, Rosaceae. The record is from the annotation of a GenBank genome assembly.